Lolium rigidum is the source of this 1097-nucleotide messenger RNA. RefSeq lists its product as uncharacterized. The transcript is spliced from 3 exons. The record is from RefSeq and is a predicted model, not a curated record. Bases 182 to 763 code for a protein of 193 amino acids. NCBI's taxonomy places the organism in Eukaryota, Viridiplantae, Streptophyta, Magnoliopsida, Poales, Poaceae.
CGCCACCGUCGAGCGCGGCACCAUAAUAGCACGGCGCUUUCGAUCAGCCUCCGCCACCGGCACACAACCGCGCUUAAUCGACCACUACUCACAAACACGAGCACAAGUGCACAAGUAGAAGUAGCCGUAGUAGCGCUAGCAAUCGACCUGCGAGCGUACAGUGCAGUGGAGAGAUCGGUCGAUGUCGCGGCCGAGCAGGAGCGACGCGCACCUGUCCCCCGUGGACGAGGCGGUGCGGGUGGCGGAGGUGCGGGAGUACUACGACGACGCCGCGCCCAAGCGCCACACCAAGCCCUCCCGGAGCGAGCACUCCACCGUCUACACCGACGACGCGCUCGUCGACUCCUCCCACCCGGAGCUCGACAAGCUCCAGGAGCUCGAAGCCCACACCAAGAAACUGGUGCUCGAGGGCGGCAAGCCUGGGGAGGAGUUCGUGGAGACGGAGUACUACAAGGACCUCGGCGGCGUCGGCAAGCAGCACCACACGACUGGGACGGGCUUCAUCAAGAUGGACAAGCCCACCGGCGCCUCGUUCGAGCUCUCCGAGGACCCCGACGCGUCGGAGCGCCAUGCUUCUUGCAAGGGGAAUCCUGCCACCAACGAGUGGAUCCCGUCGGCCGACACGGUAGGAGGACAGACAGAUGAUCCUGGUUGUCUCUUCUUUUUACCCUGCACUCUUACCAUACAAGUCGCAAUUUCUGCACUUCUCAUGAUCCAUGAACGGGCGAUACGAUUCUGUUCGAGAACCCUCCGGCAUCCCUAAGCGGUAAUCAGGCAAAUGGUUUUCCUUCUUUCAGGUGUACCAGGCGUCAGACAAGCCCAGCAGAAGCGACAGCUGAGCUGAGGAAUCAUCUACAGCCAUCAGUUCACGAUGUGUAUGAUUUCCACCAGCGAAGAAGAAACCUCCCCGGUCAAAUUGGUUGGUCAUUCACAAACCCACGAAGCGUGCGUGUAUUUGCUAUUCGUUAUUCAGAUGAGAUUCUUGUGACGUUGUACUUAAUGAAGUUUGUGCGUCGAUUUCGAAACCUCUGUUGCGGUAUUAAAGCACGGUGUAAAAGUACAGGAAAUAAAGCGGUAUCAUGGUCCAAUUUUGUGUA